AUGGCCACCUAUUCCUACCCUGAGCAGGAAUUCUCCGAAAAGAAGGUCAUUGACAAUGUCCUGAGCGACGAGUCCAGCAAUGACAACGAGGAAGUGGCCGAGAUCAUCAAGAAUUGGGACGACAAGGAAGAGGCCCGAGUCCGUCGGAAGAUCGACCUCAUUCUCUUACCGGUCCUCGGGCUCGCCUUCUUCGGUCUUCAGGUCGAUCGUGGCAACAUCAGCGCAGCCUUGACCUCCACCAUCACGGAAGAUCUGCACAUCAACACCAACCAGAUCAAUGUCGGUACCCAGCUUCUGUCCGCGGGAAUCGUCGUCAGCGAGAUCCCUUCAAAUAUCAUACUUCAGCGUGUGGGGCCUCAAGUCUGGUUAUCGGCCCAGCUGGUUGCCUGGGGCUUGGUCGGUGUCUUUCAAACUUUCGUGAAGUCAUACCCUGCCUUCUUGGUUACUAGAUUGCUGCUGGGCUUGCUGGAGGGCGGUUUCAUUCCUGGUGCUCUCUACUAUCUCUCCCAGUGGUACAAACGUGACGAGAUCAGUUUCCGCACAACGCUCUUCUUCUACGGCCAGAUGUUUGCAGGUGCUACAUCGAGUCUCAUCUCUGCCGGAUUGUUGAAGCUCUCGGGAAGGUGUGGGCUCGCAGGAUGGCAGUGGAUCUUCUUGAUUGAGGGUCUCAUCACCAUCGUCGCCGCUAUCCUGUUCAUCCUCUUCAUCCCCAAGAAGGCCGGCGACGGUAGCCCGCUCGCCAGCAUGGGCCGGUGGAGCUACUUCAACGCGCGCGAAAAGCAGAUCAUCCGCGACCGAGUUCUUCUCGACGACCCGCUCAAGGCCCGUGGCGACCGCAUCAAAAUCACUGGCCGCGACGUCUGGGACACCGUGCGCAAGCCCACCGUCAUCCAGCACUUCAUGAUCACGCUCGUCUCGAUGUCUGCCUUCCAGGGCUUGAACCAAUACGCUCCCAGCAUGAUCAAGUCGUUCGGCUUCAGUGCCGUCCGCGCCAACGCUCUAGCCAGUGUCGCGGUAUACGCGAGCAUCGUCUGGCUGACCAUUCUUGCUUGGCUCUCAGACAAAACCGGCAAGCGUGGCAUCUUCGUCCUGCUGUGCAUCACCUGGAACGUCAUCUCCUACACCUGCCUCCGCACCAUGCCCGAUGACUCUUCCCGUUGGCACAAAUACGCCGUUAUCACAAUUGCCAACCUUAUCUACGCCAGCAUGCAUGUACUGAACAUCGCCUGGCUCGGCUUUCACUGCAAAACCCCUCAAGAACGAAGUGUUUCCAUGGCGUUGAUCGUCAUGGCCGCCAACUGCGCCGGUAUCUCGGGCUCGCAGAUCUUCCGGACGUCGGACAAGCCACUCUAUCGUCAUGGAUUGACUGCGAUUGCCGCCUUGGCCGCGGCCUCUUGGGUUCAGACGUUGGUGUUGAUUCUGUGGUAUGCGUUCAAGCAGAAACGCGCCGGGGUUAAAGGGUCGGUCUGA
Messenger RNA from Aspergillus aculeatus ATCC 16872, 1470 nucleotides. RefSeq lists its product as uncharacterized. The transcript has 7 exons. Bases 1 to 1470 code for a protein of 489 amino acids. The record is from RefSeq and is a predicted model, not a curated record. Gene Ontology annotation, cellular component: membrane. Gene Ontology annotation, biological process: transmembrane transport. Lineage: Eukaryota; Fungi; Ascomycota; Eurotiomycetes; Eurotiales; Aspergillaceae. Gene Ontology annotation, molecular function: transmembrane transporter activity.